AUGUACUGUACAGUAGGAAGUAGAAAAGAUGAGGGCAACAUAGCAUUGAUGAUAUAUGCGUCAAUGGAAGGUUAUCGCUUCCGUUCUUUUGAUGGUGUGAUAUCCCCUGGAUCACAAUAUUACAAUGAACUGGAUCUGACAGCCGAUCGCUGGUCGAAAAUGGAUCCGCAUGAUGAUGAGGAGCAGCUUUCCGAUGCUGGCCCCGUGGAGACUGAAAAGGACCUUGAUGAGAAGUAUCCAAAUCGACCUCAUAACCACUCCCCUACAUUGCCCUUCCACGAGCUCUUCUUGUCCCUGUUCAACCCGUUAAACGAGAAUAAGAAGAAGCCUACCGGUCCUGCUGCUGUUGCGGCUGCAAGGAGGAAAGUCGGCCCAAAUGGCACGAGUGCAGCGAAUCUCACCCCCCAGGAACGUCGGCGCGAUAUCAUCCAGCGGUUCAUCUCGCGAUGGAGAAAAGAAGUCGGAGACGAUAUCUACCCGGCCUUCCGCCUCAUCGUCCCGGACAAGGACCGCGAUCGGGCCAUGUACGGGCUGAAAGAGAAAGUUAUUGGCAAGCUACUCGUCAAAAUCAUGAAGAUCGACAAGCACUCGGAGGAUGGAUUUAGUCUGCUGAACUGGAAACUGCCCGGCCAGAGCGCAGCCAGCCGGAUGGCGGGCGACUUUGCCGGACGAUGCUACGAAGUCAUCUCCAAACGGCCGAUGAGGACUGAGGUCGGCGAUAUGCUCAUCGAGGAAGUCAACGAGAAGCUGGACCAGCUCUCUGCGGCCUCCAAGGAAGAGCAGCAGCUCCCCAUUCUGGCGGAGUUCUACCGGCGGAUGAACCCGGAGGAGCUGAUGUGGCUCAUCAGGAUCAUCCUCCGACAGAUGAAGAUCGGUGUUUCGGAGCGGACGUUUUUCGAUGUGUGGCAUCCGGACGCGGAGAGGCUGUUCAGCAUCUCCAGCAGCCUUCGUCGCGUGUGCUGGGAGCUCCACGAUCCGAAUAUCCGGUUGGAGGCCGAUGAACGGGGCGUUUCGCUUAUGCAGUGCUUUCAGCCUCAACUGGCCCAGUUCCAGAUGCAUUCUUUCGAACGGAUGGUGGAGCGAAUGAGGCCCACGGAGGAUGAUCCCGUUUUCUGGAUCGAAGAGAAGCUCGAUGGCGAGCGCAUGCAGCUUCACAUGGUAUCAGAUGACUCGAUAGAAGGUGGGAAGAGGUUUGGGUUCUGGUCACGGAAAGCCAAGGAUUAUACGUAUCUUUACGGCAAUGGGCUGAACGACCCCAACGGUGCUCUCACGCGCCAUCUGAAAGACGCGUUUGCUGAGGGUGUGGACAACAUCAUUCUGGAUGGCGAGAUGAUCACCUGGGACCCCGAGCAAGAUGCUCCGGUCCCCUUUGGGACCCUCAAAACCGCCGCACUGUCAGAACAACGUGACCCGUUUUCUAAAGGCCCGCGGCCACUGUUUCGAGUCUUCGAUAUUUUGUAUCUUAAUGAUCGGGACCUGACCAGGUAUACACUCCGUGACCGGCGAAAUGCGUUGGAGAAGAGCAUCAAACCGGUUCAUCGAAGAUUUGAGAUACACCCAUACCAAGAGGCCACCAAAGCUUCCGACAUCGAGCCGAUCCUUAGGAAGGUUGUUGCAGAAGCAUCAGAAGGACUGGUCCUGAAGAAUCCAAGGUCGCCUUACCGUCUGAAUGAACGGCACGAUGACUGGAUGAAGGUCAAGCCGGAAUACAUGUCUGAGUUUGGCGAAUCGCUGGACGUCAUCGUGAUUGGGGGUUAUUAUGGUUCUGGACGUCGCGGUGGCAAUCUCUCCAGCUUCCUAUGCGGACUCCGGGUCGACCAGGCUCAGGUCCAGAAAGGAGCAAAUCCGAUGAAAUGCUAUUCCUUCUGCAAGGUUGGAGGCGGCUUCACCGCGGCCGAUUAUGCAAAUAUCCGUCACCACACGGACGGGAAAUGGAAGCCGUGGGACCCCAAUAAACCUCCCACUGAGUACAUUGAAUUGGCAGGGGGAGACGCCCAGUAUGAGCGGCCUGAUAUGUGGAUCAAGCCGGAUGACUCGGUAGUCCUCUGUGUCAAGGCCGCUUCUGUCUCCGUCAGCGACCAGUUUCGGCUUGGUUUGACGCUACGAUUCCCUCGAUUCAAGAGGCUGCGCAUGGACAAGGACUGGAAAACAGCAUUGUCAGUGCAAGAGUUUCUGGAUCUCAAAUCGAACGUGGAGCAGGAGCAGAAAGAAAAGCAGUUUACUGUCGACAAUUCCCGCAAGAAACGGAUAAAGAGAACCACCAAGAAGCCUCUCACCGUCGCUGGUUACGACGCUGAUGCACAAGUUCAAUAUCAGGGCCCUUCGGGACACAUUUUCGACGGGUUGAAUUUCUUUAUCAUGACGGAAUCCAGUGCACCGGUAAAGAAAUCCAAGCUCGAGUUGGAGCAACUGGUCAAAUCGAACGGGGGAAAGAUUUACCAGACGAACACGGCUGCUCCGGACACCGUGUGUAUCGCUGACCGAAGAACGGUCAAGGUAGCAUCCUUGCAGAAAAGCGCCAAAGAGAACAUCAUCCGGCCGCUGUGGCUUUUCGACUGCAUCAAGCAGAAUGAGGCUGAUGCAGGGUUGCCAAACUUUCUCCUUCCAUUGGAACCACGACACAUGUUCUUUACCAAGGAGGAUCAGCGAGAUGAGAUCGAAGGGAACGUGGACAAGUUCCAUGAUAGUUACGCGAGGGACACCACUGUGGAGGAGCUCAAGGUGCUCCUCGAUAACAUGAAGGUACCCGGCAAGAUGAACCACGCCCAAGUCUCCCAGAUCACAGAACGACUGUUUGCGCGGGCUCAACAAGAAGGGCAAGACCGCGGACAAGGGAUAUCUCCAGGCUGGCUCUUCAAGGGUCUCACGAUCUACUUCCACCACGACCCGUCGUCGGCCACCAAUUCGCACCGCCUCCGUCUAGCAUCCAAUCUGGCUCGAUUUGGCGGGGCCAGCAUUGCCAGCACGUACGACACGUCGAACAAGAACAAAGACAAAGGCGUAACCCACGUCAUCAUCGAUCCCUUAUCGACAGAGGCUCCCGAGCAACAACUCUCCUCCCUCAGGAAAACUUUAUCGUCUCACGCUGCUUCGGGCAUGCGAAUCCCCCAUCUGGUCACUGUGGAAUGGAUCGAAGAGUGCUGGAAGGAGCGGACGUUGUUGGAUGAAGAGACUAUGCUAGCUAUGUUCUACGCUGUACUUGUGUACUUGUAUGUACUGUACAAUACUACUACCAUGGUGAGAUGA
Messenger RNA from Rasamsonia emersonii CBS 393.64, 3246 nucleotides. RefSeq names its product DNA ligase (ATP). Lineage: Eukaryota; Fungi; Ascomycota; Eurotiomycetes; Eurotiales; Trichocomaceae. The record is from RefSeq and is a predicted model, not a curated record. The transcript is spliced from 9 exons. Bases 1 to 3246 code for a protein of 1081 amino acids. Gene Ontology annotation, biological process: DNA recombination; DNA biosynthetic process; double-strand break repair via nonhomologous end joining. Gene Ontology annotation, molecular function: ATP binding; DNA binding; DNA ligase (ATP) activity. Gene Ontology annotation, cellular component: DNA ligase IV complex.